UUUUUUUUUUUUUUUGCCCUUGCACAAGAUUACUGCCCAUCCUCUCCUCUCUUUGGCCGAAACCAUUCAACCCCAUUUGGAUUUUCCAUCCUUAGCGCUCCCCGGCGAUUUUCACUGCUCUCUUCAGAAGCAUUUCAGCUGUUAGAUGAUGGCAAGUUAUGCUUCGAUGAAUUUUGCUCUUACUCGACACCCUGUUGGAAUGUUGUCUGCUCUUGGAGGCAGAGUCUCUUUGGAGCAUCACUCGGGAAAAUUCUGUAUGAAAAUGCCUGAGGAUAGGAAUGGCUUUGUGGGUAUCAAUCAAAAAUCAAGUUCGGUCAAGUGUUCUUACAAUUCUCACAGUGUCAGCCCAUAUCAGAACAGAGAUUCAUUUCUGGAUUUACACCCUGAAGUUUCCAUGCUAAGAAAGGACAAUGUGAGUGGAACUACUACGGAGAACUUGGAAGAUGAAUCCAGUAGUAAUUACAAUGAGGCAAAGAUUAAAGUUAUUGGUGUGGGAGGUGGUGGAUCAAAUGCCGUUAAUCGUAUGAUCGAAAGUUCGAUGCAGGGUGUGGAGUUUUGGAUUGUUAAUACAGAUGUUCAAGCAAUGAAAAUGUCUCCUGUCUAUCCCGAAAACCGUCUACAAAUUGGUCAAGAACUUACAAGAGGUCUUGGUGCUGGUGGGAAUCCUGAAAUUGGCAUGAAUGCUGCAAAUGAAAGUAAAGAAGCUAUUGAAGAGGUGCUUUAUGGAUCUGACAUGGUGUUUGUCACUUCUGGAAUGGGUGGAGGAACUGGAACCGGAGCGGCUCCUAUUGUUGCAGGCAUUGCAAAAUCAAUGGGCAUAUUGACAGUUGGUAUCGUUACUACUCCGUUCUCUUUCGAAGGACGAAGGCGAGCAGUUCAAGCACAGGAAGGAAUUGCAAAUUUAAGAGACAAAGUCGAUACACUGAUAGUUAUCCCUAAUGACAAGUUACUGACAGCAGUUUCACAGGCUACUCCUGUGACAGAAGCCUUUAAUUUGGCUGAUGACAUUCUUCGACAAGGUGUUCGUGGUAUUUCCGACAUCAUCACGAUACCAGGGCUCGUAAAUGUAGAUUUUGCCGAUGUCCGUGCCAUAAUGGCAAACGCUGGUUCGUCGUUGAUGGGAAUAGGAACUGCUACUGGAAAGACGAGGGCAAGAGAUGCUGCUUUAAACGCUAUCCAAUCACCUCUGUUGGAUAUUGGCAUAGAAAGGGCCACUGGAAUUGUGUGGAACAUAACGGGUGGAAGUGAUUUGACUUUAUUUGAGGUGAAUGCUGCAGCGGAGGUCAUAUAUGACCUUGUAGAUCCAACUGCGAACUUAAUAUUUGGAGCAGUGAUAGAUCCUUCACUUAGCGGUCAAGUUAGUAUAACUCUAAUCGCAACUGGAUUUAAGCGCCAAGAAGAAAGCGAAGGACGGCCCGUUCAGGCCAGUCAACCGUCCCCGGGAAACAACAAUUUCGGAAUCAACCGUAGACCUUCCUCUUUCAAUGAAGGUAGUUCGUUUGAAAUCCCAGAAUUCCUAAAGAAGAAAGGUCGUUUGCGCUAUCCUAGCGCUUAAUCACCUUCGUCAAGUCCGAGCACUCAACCUACCUUCGUUCGUACAUAUAAUAUGCUGCUAUAGAUCGUAGUAUCUGUAUAUGCAUCGGUUUCGUUACUCUGUAUAUCUUUUGAGUAAUAAAAUAGCUCAUAUAUUUGCAGUCUUAUCUGUAGUUACAAUAUGAAUGAUGUUUGUAGCUGAAGAGCUUGAAACUUGGUUCAGCAAAGUACUGUAAUGGCUGAAGCCAAGAUGAAGCCGCUGUGCUCAAUUUAGUGCUCAUGGUUGUGCCAUUAUACCUUCAA
Cucurbita pepo subsp. pepo (vegetable marrow) is the source of this 1836-nucleotide messenger RNA. RefSeq names its product cell division protein FtsZ homolog 2-2, chloroplastic. Lineage: Eukaryota; Viridiplantae; Streptophyta; Magnoliopsida; Cucurbitales; Cucurbitaceae. Gene Ontology annotation, molecular function: GTP binding; GTPase activity. The record is from RefSeq and is a predicted model, not a curated record. Gene Ontology annotation, cellular component: cytoplasm; chloroplast. Gene Ontology annotation, biological process: chloroplast fission.